AUGACCGACAGAAAGCUACCCCUCGGAGCCCAGAACUUUGAAGAUCUUCGUACCAGAGGUUGUGUGUACGUGGAUAAGACUGACCAGGUUUGGAAGAUUGCCAACGCCGGUAGGCCGUACGUGCUCAGUCGGCCUCGACGUUUCGGGAAGAGUCUUCUAAUUUCCACGUUCAAGGCUUACUUCCAGGGUCAGAAAGAUCUCUUUACAGGACUGGCGAUUGAGUCGUUGGAAACGAAAUGGGAGCAGUACCCCGUUCUACAUCUCGACCUGAGCGCCAUUGAGUACUAUCCGGAUACCAGUACGCCAGGCGAGCAAGUGAACAUGCUCGAAGAGGCCAUAAGUGACCGGCUGGACGAAUGGGAGAAACAGUUUGCUGUACCUGAUGACGAAGGGUCUCUCAGUGACCGCUUCGCUAGAAUUAUACAGCACACGUCCCAAGGAUGGGGCAAGGGCGCAGUUGUUCUUAUUGACGAAAGCGACAAGCCUUUACUGGAGGCCCCUCCCUCGACAUAUGUCUUGGAGCACCAUCUCUCUCUCCUGGAUUCGUUCUAUAGUGUUUUAAAACGUGAGGAGAGGCACUUACGUUUUGUCUUUCUAACCGGUAUUACGAAACUGGCGCAGGUCAAUGUCUUGGGCGAGAUCCACCGACGGAAUGGUAGUAUUCUGGACCGUGAUUUCCCCGCUCUUUGUGGCUUUACUCGAGAAGAACUGACUGAGUGUUUCCAUCAUGAAAUUGAGAUUUUGAGAGUAACGAACGACAGUGGUAACGACCGUAGUAUCCAGGACAUGCUUAGAGCCUUGUGUCGUGGAUACGAGGACGUGCUUAACGCCUUGAGUCGUCGAUACGGGGGCUAUCGCUUCCACCAUCUCGGCAAACAGCUCUUUCACCCAUGGAGUGUACUGAUGUGCUUUCAUGAGAGAGAAUUCGGCGACUACUCAGACCAGAUAGGCAUUUUCAAGAUACUAAAGGGGGUGGUCAAAGAUUCAGACAAUGAUCUGUCCGCCCUACUCGGUGGUUAUGCACUCGACGGUUCUGACGUACAUCCGACUUCAGCAACGGUCUUUAACCCUGAUGUUGAACCCGGGUCAACAAAUUAUCUACGAUCAUUACGUAAUGUGCUCGAAGAUCCCCUUACCUUAACUUAUCACUGUGGGUACCUGACCAUCAAAGAUUACGAUCAGCACUUGGACGUGUACCAGCUAGCGUUCCCGAAUCAACUGGUUAAAUUGGGAGUUGCAAAAUUCGCAAUUUCGACACGCACACGUUUGUCGGAUAAAGAGCGUAAAUCUCUCAUCCGGGACCUGCUUGCAGCGCUGGAUGCCGGGACGCUCAGGUCUUUCUUUGCUACAUUCAAUUCCUUCUUCACGUCCCUCCACUGCCGCCCUGAAAGCUGCAUGGACCACCAUUAUUCACUCAUCAUUAAUUUGGUGUUCUGCCUCGUGGGAGAGUUCACCAAAACGCAGCUCCUCUCAGACGGUGCUGAGGCCACCGUGGAGACGAGUAAGCGCAUUUACAAGUUUGUUUUCCAGCUGAAGGAGACCGGCGAAGGUUCUCUCGAAAAAUCCAAGACCUCCGUCAAAAAAGAGCGCGAGGAGAAUAGUGAAGAGCAGAAUAGUGAAGAGGAGAAUGGUGAAGAGGAGAAUAGUGAAGAGGAGAAUAGUGAAGAGGAUAGGAGUAGUACCUCCGCAAUGGGCGGUACACGCACACUUGUAAAUGUUAGUGUGAAAGUUGGAAGGCAGACUUUUGAUCGGUUCAAGACCGUUCAGUCCUAUGUCGUGAACGACUCUCACUCCGACUCCACUGUUGAGAACUCUGUUUCUGAUGACGCUUCCUCCUCUCCUUUAUAG
Molecule: messenger RNA, 1848 nt
Organism: Gregarina niphandrodes
Lineage: Eukaryota; Apicomplexa; Conoidasida; Eugregarinorida; Gregarinidae
Product: AAA-ATPase
Exons: 1
Coding region: 1-1848 (615 amino acids)
Source: RefSeq, a predicted model, not a curated record